GUUCGUAAUUCAUCAGUCGUCAAUCGUGAUCUCCGUCUUAAAUGCAGGUCGAAUCAAGCUGGAUUCUGUUUUGCGUCGUGUAAAAUUCAACGAUCAAUGGCUCGGCCGAAGGAGCGAGAUUAACGUGUCAUCAGGCCAAAGACGAUGAACGGACGCUUAACGUGCGCAUUAACGAGGCAGUAAACGACUCGUUUCACUCGUUUGUGGUAGACUCGAAGUCUUAACCUGGAUGGCGAUGUAAAAUAUAAAAUCCUUCGUGAUCUAAGACAUUUAUGCCGUUCACGCUACUAGUUUGUACGGUGGGCACGAGCUCGACAGAACGGUAUGUCUCUACGAUUGUCGCGUGAGAAGGAGACGCUUGCUCAACGCAGGAGGAGGUAGAGCUUGGAUGGAACGCGAAUGCGGGCACGUCCGUUCGAGAUAGCUGAAAAUGUUUCGCAGUCGGAGCUGGUUCGGCGGCGGGCUUUGGAAGCCCAAGAACCCGCAUUCCCCGGAGCACCUUAAGUACCUGUACAAUGUCUUGUCGAAGAAUCAGACCGUGUCUGAGAACAACAGAGGUUUGCUGGUCGAAACUCUACGUUCGAUAGCUGAGAUUCUCAUAUGGGGCGAUCAAAAUGAUAGUAGUGUAUUCGACUUUUUUCUGGAGAAAAACAUGCUUUCGUUUUUCCUGCGUAUUAUGAAGCAGAAAUGUGGGAGCUACGUGUGCGUUCAGUUGCUUCAAACGUUAAAUAUUUUGUUCGAGAACAUACGCAAUGAAACAUCCUUAUAUUAUCUACUGAGUAACAAUCAUGUGAACAGUAUAAUAGUGCACAAAUUUGACUUUAGCGAUGAAGAAGUAAUGGCGUAUUACAUCAGUUUCCUGAAGACGUUGAGUCUGAAAUUAAACGCACAUACUAUUCAUUUCUUCUAUAAUGAGGUAAACGAGCAUACCAAUGAUUUUCCACUGUACACAGAAGCAAUCAAAUUUUUCAAUCAUUCGGAAGGUAUGGUGCGCAUAGCCGUGAGAACUCUGACGCUAAAUGUGUAUCGCGUCGAAGAUGCAUCUAUGCUAGCCUUCAUAAGAGAUCGCACAGCCGCGCCAUAUUUCAGUAAUCUCGUGUGGUUUAUCGGGGAUCACAUUAUAGAAUUAGACACUUGUGUCCGGAACGAUGCCGAUCACCAGAGUCAAAAUAGAUUGUCGGAUUUGGUUGCGGAACAUUUGGAUCAUCUGCAUUAUCUAAACGACAUAUUAUGUUUAAACAUACCGGACUUGAACAAAGUUCUAUCGGAACAUUUAUUAAAUAAACUGUUAGUCCCGUUGUAUGUCUAUUCUCUGAUGAAAUACAAAAACGCUUUGUGCCAAACUCAGGAUGAGAGAAAACACGUCAGUGUUGUGGUAGCGCUUUUUCUACUUUCUCAAGUCUUUUUGAUAAUAUCGCACGGACCUCUUGUACAUACGUUAGCAGCCGUGAUGCUCAUGUCCGAUUUAGAGACGAUUCAAAUUGGAACGAAUGAGGUUCUGGAAAAAUUUGGGGAUAUAGCCUCGAAUAGGUCUAUUAUUCUUUCACCGCCGAAAGAAACGUUGAAAAAAUCUUUGGAGACUUUAAAUGAAAUGCGCUCAACACCCGAAGAAUCUUACGAUCAAGAAAACAGUACAAGAAAUAUAAAAGAAGAUAAAAGUACAAUUAACGAUACGCAAGAUAUCAAUCACCCAAGCACAUCGUUUGACGAUGCUUCAACUUCUGUAAAUACUCCCGUUCUUAUGAGUACACCACCAAAUACAAGUAUUCCGAGCGAAGAGGACUUAGAGGAAAUUAAGCACUUGAAUGUGACGGAUGAGGAGAAAGAGCAACGCUUGGCGUUGGAGAGCCCUUUGAUGCCUCAUCAAAGUCAAAAUGACUUAUUCGAAUCCUUGACAAAAAAACCAUUUCUAGAAACAAUAACCAAUUCUUUAUUAUGCACAGAAAAUGAUUAUGCUGCAUUAUUCGCGCUUUGCCUAUUAUAUGCAUUAGCCAAUAAUCAGGGUAUAAGUCGUAAAAUUCUGAAUAUAAUCCUGUCUCCAUUCCAUAAUGACAUGUCGACGAAAAAUUCUUAUAAUGAAUUACUCAUGGAGAGGUUGAUUCAUAUUAUAACUUUGAGUUGUCAAACAAAUUCCAAAGUGAGGCUCAUUACAUUGGAGUUAACUAUCAAGCUAUUAACACAACUGACGGUAUCCGAAGGACAAUGCCUAUUACGAGAAUCGCAUCUAGCAGUUAUUGAAGCAGCGAAAGAACAAAGCACGUCUCUGCUAAAAAACUUUUACAAGAGUGAAGAUAUUUUUUUGGACAUGUUUGAGGACGAAUAUAGCGAAAUUCAAAAACGACCAUUAAAUGUCGAAUGGUUAAUGAUGGAUAGCAAUAUUUUGUUGCCUCCUACAGGCACACCUAUGACUGGAAUUGAAUUUAGCAAAAGGCUGCCGUGUGGUGAGGUGGAAAGGGCACGUCGUGCAAUAAGAGUUUUCUUCUUGAUAAGAGAACUAUCUCUGACACUCAAUAUGGAAGCGGAAACUCAAUUACCACUGACUAAUCCGGCUAAUUGCGUACAAGUCAACAACGUUCUUGAUCUAAAUAACAGUGAUUUGAUUGCAUGCACUGUCGUGUGGAAAGACGGCCAGAAAAUUCGCCGUUUCUUAGUCAUUGACGUUGUGCAAUUGAUUCUCGUGGAACCUGAUAUCAGUAAACUUGGAUGGGGUGUUGCAAAGUUAGUUGGUUUUUUACAAGACAUUGAUGUUACCGGAGACAAGGAUGAUUCAAGAUGUUUAUAUCUGACAAUUUACAAGCCGUUAAGCAGCAGUACGGGCAAUCGUAUACCGUUACUAUCGGCUAAAUUUAUUUUCGAUGAUCAUAUUCGAUGUAUGGCCGCCAAACAAAGGUUGACAAAGGGACGAAUAAAAGCAAGACAAAAGAAGAUGAACCAGAUUGCAAGAUUGUUGGAUAUUCCGACAAGUAUGCCUCAUUGUUCAACACCACCGAAUUAUGCCUUGCGUAGUUUACGACAUGAACGUAUAGUCGGACGUGGUCAGAGACCAAGGGAUCAAGCGAGGCCGAUGUUCACGGUAAACAAAGUUCCUGGGUUCGCGGCACAAAUGCGUAGGGAGAAUGUUAGGCCGGUGGCAUCGUCGAGUUCCAAACGCGAUGAUGCCAGUUCGAACGAGAGGAUUCAUGAAAACGGUUUACGAUCUAGAGACGGUUCACCCAAGAUGCCAAGGCCGCGGAGCGAGGAGAUCCCCCUAGAGGACAUGCGUAUUCGGAAAGCUUCUCUCACGUCCAAUGGACUGAACGUGGUACACGUGUGUCCAGAAAGGAGGGACAGCCAAGGUGCUUGUUCGAAUAGCAGCGAGUCUUCGUCUGUGAUUAGUAGGAAACACUCUGAAGAAACAUCGUUCACGUCUCCGCAGGGACAAGAAUCAAAGCCACGUAGAAAGGGUCAAGUGGAAACUGUGUGAUUAAAACAGUACAGUUACAGUUAACUCGGCGGACUAGCAAUUCAAACUAAGCGUAUCUUUUAAAAAUUUUAAAGAACGGAUGAGAAUGUAUGUACAUGCCAUACUUUUGAGUUAGCAAAAAGAGUCUGCUUGACUAAUUUAAAAAAAUUUUAGUGGGAACGUUUUAUCUUAUAACUAGUAGAAAUAAUUUUCAUGAUAUUUUUAUCCAAUAUGUGUUGGUAAUAGCAAUUAAUUUUUUCAAUGAAGGAUCUUAUCUAUGACUAACGCAGGAAAAAAUGAGGAGGUGGAAGUUAUUAAAUAAUAUUGUUAAAUCAUUGUUACACUUUUCUUUGUGUUAAAAAUUAUUGGGGCUGUCGUUAUCUAUACAGGCACCUCAUGUUUUAAUUUUAAAUAAAGUUUAUUCGCGCUACUUGAUAUAAAUAUCUCUUUAACGGUAAAGAAUCGCGCAAAAAUUCUCGUAAUUAUUUCACGUGUAUAUAUUCCUGUUUUAAGGAGGUUAUAGUUUUUCUAUAAUUUAAAAAAUAAAGGACAUAAACAACUUCA
This is a messenger RNA of Temnothorax curvispinosus, 4006 nucleotides long. Its product is annotated as protein CLEC16A homolog. Gene Ontology annotation, cellular component: endolysosome membrane; late endosome. Gene Ontology annotation, biological process: endosomal transport; endosome to lysosome transport; regulation of autophagosome maturation. The record is from RefSeq and is a predicted model, not a curated record. The coding region runs from base 431 to 3463 and encodes 1010 amino acids. Lineage: Eukaryota; Metazoa; Arthropoda; Insecta; Hymenoptera; Formicidae. The transcript is spliced from 14 exons.